Fimicolochytrium jonesii is the source of this 765-nucleotide messenger RNA. RefSeq lists its product as uncharacterized. Lineage: Eukaryota; Fungi; Chytridiomycota; Chytridiomycetes; Spizellomycetales; Powellomycetaceae. The record is from RefSeq and is a predicted model, not a curated record. The coding region runs from base 1 to 765 and encodes 254 amino acids. The transcript has 3 exons.
AUGGACAAGAAGCCUCGCACAAGCAAACAGCGGGCCGCGAACUACAAAAGACCAACGAUAACAGAAGUCAAAGAAAUGGUAAAACGAACUAGCAGCCUCAAACAGAACCCCUCAACAAGCACUGGAAAAGAUAGCGGUCACCGACCCGCACCGGCACCAGAACUUCCCUCACCCCCCCGCCGUAGUACUGGUGAUGACAUUUCUAUGGGUGAUAUUGACGCCAUAAGUGAUCCUGCUUUGAAGCUGGUAUUCAAGAAAUUGGUUUGCCAGCAGCCCGCCGAUUGCCGGUCAGCUUCGGAGAAGUUCAACACGCUUGGAGAGGCGCUUGCGCCUGAAAACAUUCUGGUUAUUGCUUCCGAAAUCCUUCAGUGGAGCGCAGAUAAACAACCCACGCAUUUCCCGUCCCAACGCACUUUGAAGAAGCUGCAAGGUUCUUACGCGACGGCCUUUCAAAAAUUGCAUGGAAAGCUUCAACGGCGUCGCAGCAAGGGCGAAGGUCACGUCUUGUCAUCGGUCCCUGACACGGAUGACGAGUUGUCUGCGUUUCUCGAGCAUUGUGACGUCACAAUCAAGCAUCGAAACGUUGAGCAUGCGUGCUGCACAAGCUCAUCGGCUGGUGGAAGCAUUUCCCGGAGUGCGAAAGACGUUUCAUUUGAGUGCAUGGUGGUGGAGAACUUUGAUCUGUUCGAAGAGUGUUUCAAAACGCUGUGGUCGGCGAAGGAGAAGGCGGUCAAAGAGAGGGUGGACAAGCAGCGGACCAAAUAG